AAUCAUUAGCAGCUGAAGACUGCUGUUGAAAGAGCAGUUGGGAUGAUGAAUACAGAAUGAUAAUGAGAUUUGACUCCUUCCUCAUAUUGUAAGUCAAAGGACAAAGUAGCAGUUAUGUUUGGGUUCCGAUUAUGUAAUGGACAACUCCUGAUUUCAAAAACACUAUGUGGAAUUCAGUUUGCUUGAUGCGUGUUAAGUCAGGACUGAGUUUGACACACACUGCUCAUGUGAUGUCAAUUACCACGGUAGACACUGUGGGGGCGUGGUGCAAGCAGAGGCCCAAAGUCUGCCCUUUCAAAAGUGCAGAAGUAGGACCAACCCACUUUGUCUGACUGACAACUCUGCUCCAAUCAAUACCGUAACAAUCUUUGGAUAGCCUAUCGUAUCGUUGUUGGUGUGUAGCGGCACUCAUUUCCUCAGAAUGUAAAAUAGAAAAUCCAAGUAGCGGGGUAAUUUAUCAAUGGGUGGUCAACUGUUUGUCUACUACUGUAUAACAGAGUACAACAGUUUCAAGUUAUAAGAACAGGGCAUUUGAAUAGUUUUAAACUUUCUUGCGCUGCUGUGCCUCAGGUGACUUUUACUAGUGCCAGAACCGACAUUCCAGAAGUGACAGGCAACCGGACCGGUGUUGUUUGGAGGCGCUGCACUCGAUUCUUGUUUAAUAAAUCCAGACUCUACUACAAGGUGUUGGCCCUGUCCCCCCCCAACAAGUGAUGUUUGCCAAGGCAACCGCAAACUUUGUCCGUCAGAUCGACCCGGAUGGAACUCUGAUCUCUGUCUCCCGCCUUAAUGACUCAGACAAAUUGGUUCCCAUGGCGCUGAUUGUCAAGCGCAACCGUUUCUGGUUCUGGCAACAGCCCAAGUACCAGCCCUCUGGCUUCACACUCAGUCACCUGUUGUUAGGAGACAAAGAGCUCACUCCAGACGUGUCUGAGUCAGACUUCCUGUCCUAUGAGGGUAGGUUUGGAGACAACCUGAGUGGGAAGCUGGACGCCAAGGCUGGGAACGUCAGUGUCAGCUUGGAGGGGAGGGGCUCCUCCAACCUCCAAUCAUCAUUCGGCAAGCUGAAGAAGCAGGAUGUUGAUGUGCAGAAGCUACUGCUGGCCUCCAAUGACAGGAUGGUGGACAUGCAGCAUGUUCUAGUGCAGCAGUGUGAGAAGCAUACGGAGGUGUUUGCUGUGUUGAAGGAGAGGGUCCUAACCACCACCCCCUGCUCCAUCUCAGAACAGGUCCAGGAACAGGGCACCUGCCAGAGGGUUCUGGGACUACUGGGCAACCUGGGGACACAUGCUGUACAGGAGAAUGGCAGUAUAGAGAUGGACAGUGACGUUUCCUUGGAGAUUCCCCCUCUCACUGUCAUCGCCUACAGCCUCAUAGAGCUAGAGGUCAGGAAAGACGGACACUAUGAGCUGUGUCUCCAGCAUGGUACUCUUGGAGGAUUCGAGGCAGACUCUGGAAGGACCUCGCCGUCCCAGGAUUCCUUUGAUGCCCUGUGUGUGGUGGACGGGCUGGAGUGGACGGAGAAGGAGAUUCCUGAAGGAGCACCACUCAGCACACUGCAGAAAAACUUGCAGGGGUUGGACUUGGAGGUCUAUGCAGGUCAGUUAGCGGUUCUCCCAGAGUCGACCCGGUUAGCUCUGUUCCAAAGACUCCGGGAGGUUCUAGUGGACAGAACCACACUCACGGUUCUGGAACACAUGUUGGAGGAGUUGUGCAGAGGUGAGGAACCUGACCCUGCAGAGGUAAAGCAAUUAACUGUGACUCAAAACAAAUCUGCUUUCGCCCUAUUGGACCUGGUCCAGAAAGGCCCAACCAAUGAGAUACAGGCUGACAGAGCCUCCGCCUCCCCUCACCUGAUCGCCACUCACCUGCUGGUCAGCGCCUUGGAGGCGUUGCCUGAAGCUGCUCUGACUCUGCUGGGAGAAUCUAGCCCUGAUGUCCUGGAAGCUCUCAACACUCUGGUGACCAAGCUAAAGGUAAACAGUCAGCCCCUCCCCCUUGAGUCGCUGCCCCUCCCCCUACAGGAUGAGGGGGCAUUCCAUUGGGCAGAGCAGCUCCUCUUCUCCUCCAAAGUGACGCUGCGGAGAGAGACUGACAGGCUGUGGGCGGAGACAGGAAGAAAGCCAGGAGUUUUUCCAUUGGUCAUGUGCAUCGCGUUGCAAGGACUUACAUCUCUGUAUACUGGGAAAGGGUAGCAUGCAUAGAUGGAUGGAUGGGUAUGUUUAAAAUGUAUUACCUUUUGUAAAUUCCAGUGCAUCGCUUGUGUGUUUGCCCUAUAUACAGUCGUGGCCAAAAGUUUUGAGAAUGACACAAAUAAUAAUUUCCACAAAGUUUGCUGCUUCAGUGUCUUUAAAUAUUUUUGUCAGAUGUUACUAUGGAAUACUGAAGUAUAAUUGCAAGCCUUUCAUAAGUGUCAAAGGCUUUUAUUGACAAUUACAUGAAGUUGAUGCAAAGAGUCAAUAUUUGCAGUGUUGACCCUUCUUUUUCAAGACCUCUGCAAUCCGCCCUGGCAUGCUGUUAAUGAACUUCUGAGCCACAUCCUGACUGAUGGCAGCCCAUUCUUGCAUAAUCAAUGCUGGGAGUUUGUCAGAAUUUAUGGGUUUUUGUUUGUCCACCCGCCUCUUGAGGAUUGACCACAAGCUCUCAGUGGGAUUAUGGUCUGGGGAGUUUCCUGGCCAUGGACCCAAAAUAUCGAUGUUUUGUUCCCCGAGCCACUUAGUUAUCACUUUUGCCUUAUGGCAAGGUGCUCCAUCAUGCUGGAAAAGGCAUUGUUUGUCACCAAACUGUUCCUGGAUGGUUGGGAGAAGUUGCUCUCGGAGGAUGUGUUGGUACCAUUCUUUAUUCAUGGCUGUGCUCUUAGGCAAAAUUGUGAGUGAGCCCACUCUCUUGGCUGAGAAGCAACCCCACACAUGAAUGGCCUCAGGAUGCUUUACUGUUAGCAUGACACAGGACUGAUGGUAGCGCUCACCUUGUCUUCUCCGGACAAGCUUUUAUCCGGAUGCCCCAAACAAUCGGAAAGAGGAUUCAUCAGAGAAAAUGACUUUACCCCAGUCCUCAGCAGUCCAAUCCCUGUACCUUUUGCAGAAUAUCAGUCUGUCCCUGAUGUUUUUCCUGGAGAGAAGUGGCUUCUUUGCUGCCCUUCUUGACACCAGGCCAUCCUCCAAAAGUCUUCACCUCACUGUGGGUGCAGAUGCCCUCACACCUGCCUGCUGCCAUUCCUGAGCAAGCUCUGUACUGGUGGUGCCCCGAUCCCACAGCUGAAUCAACUUUAGGAGGCGGUCCUGGCGCUUGCUGGACUUUCUUGGGCGCCCUGAAGCCUUCUUCACAACAAUUGAACCGCUCUCCUUGAAGUUCUUGAUGAUCCGAUAAAUGGUUGAUUUAGGCACAAUCUUACUGGCAGCAAUAUCCUUGCCUGUGAAGCCCUUUUUGUGCAAAGCAAUGAUGACGACACAUGUUUCCUUGCAGGUAACCAUGAUUGACACAGGAAGAACAAUGAUUCCAAGCACCACCCUCCUUUUGAAGCUUCCAUUCUGUUAUUUGAACUCAAUCAGCAUGACAGCGUGAUCUCCAGCCUUGUCCUCGUCAACACUUCUGUGUUAACGAGAGAAUCACUGACAUGAUGUCAGCUGGUCCUUUUGUGGCAGGGCUGAAAUGCAGUGGAAAUGUUUUUUGAGGAUUCAGUUCAUUUGCAUGGCAAAGAGGGACUUUGCAAUUAAUUGCAAUUCAUCUGAUCACUCUUCAUAACAUUCUGGAGUAUCUGCAAAUUGCCAUCAUACAAACUGAGGCAGCAGACUUUGUGUCAUUUUUAAAACUUUUGGCCAUGACUGUACACUCAUUUUUUUUUACAUUUACAUUUUAGUCAUUUAGCAGACGCUCUUAUCCAGAGCGACUUACAGUAGAGUGCAUACAUUUUAUUACAUUAUUACAUUUUACAUACUGAGACAAGGAUAUCCCUACCGGCCAAACCCUCCCUAACCCGGACGACGCUAUGCCAAUUGUGCGUCGCCCCACGGACCUCCCGGUUGCGGCCGGCUGCGACAGAGCCUGGGCGCGAACCCAGCCCAGCCUGGGCGCGAACCCAGAGACUCUGGUGGCGCAGCUAGCACUGCGAUGCAGUGCCCUAGACCACUGCGCCACCCGGGAGGCGAACAAUGAAUUAUGUAUUUUUGGAGACACUUACAAAAAGCUGUAAGAGAAUCUACUUCAGAAUAUGAAAAUAAGACUUGUUUUCAGAAACUUUAAUGUGUUUGGAAAGAAAUUGAAAGCCGAAUUCGUUUGUGAUUGAGUCGACAUACGCAGCGUUUACCGUGAACGGCGUCUCCGCUAAAGCAGGAAAUUUGCCUUAAAAUGUAAAUCACGCUGUAAAGCUGAACUUAUGCAAUGCGGAUUGAAUAGAGCCCUCACAGUAUAUUACCUCUACAUUUAAUGUAGAAGUGUUUAUAAAUAUAUUAUAUUAUUAUUUACAAUAAAAGUGACUCAAAUGACACAAUGCAUAAUAUUGUAAUGAAGAAUGUUUGUUUCAAAUGCUUGUGUUUUUGUUUUUCACGUUUUGUGUUUGCUUUUCAUGUAUUGUGCAAUCAAUGUGUAUAUAGUUAUAGGUAACUACCAAAAUAAAGGAAACAUCAACAUAAAGCGUCUUAAUACAGCAUUGGUCCACCGCAAUCCAGAACAGUUUCAAUGUGCCUUGGCAUAGAUUCUACAAGUAUCUGGAACUCUAUUAGAGGGAUGCGACACCAUUCUUCCACGAGAAAUUCCAUCAUUUGGUGUUUUUUUGAUGGUGGUGGAAAACGCUGUCUCAGGCGCCGCUCCAGAAUCUUCCAUGAGUUUAUAAUUGGGUUGAGACCUGAUGUCUGAGACGGCCAUGGCAUAUGGCUUACAUAGUUCUCAUGCCCUGUGGAUGGGGGCAUUGUCAUCCUAUGGGGGCAUAGCCAUGGUAGUCAAAAUAUCCAGCAUUUUUAUACAUGACCCUAAGCAUGAUGGGAUGUUAAUUGCUUAAUUAACUUAGGAACCACACCUGUGUGGGAGCACCUGCUUUAAAUAUGCUUUGUAUCCCUGUUUAUAUUAUCUUGGCAGUUACCUGUCUAUUGCCUCUGUAAGACAUCAAGUCAAAGCAUAUUGCUAUUUGUGUA
This is a messenger RNA of Salvelinus fontinalis (brook trout), 5129 nucleotides long. RefSeq names its product gasdermin-E-like. The coding region runs from base 714 to 2195 and encodes 493 amino acids. The record is from RefSeq and is a predicted model, not a curated record. Gene Ontology annotation, cellular component: cytoplasm. Gene Ontology annotation, biological process: programmed cell death. The transcript has 10 exons. NCBI's taxonomy places the organism in Eukaryota, Metazoa, Chordata, Actinopteri, Salmoniformes, Salmonidae.